This is a messenger RNA of Meleagris gallopavo (turkey), 478 nucleotides long. Its product is annotated as interleukin-8-like. The record is from RefSeq and is a predicted model, not a curated record. Gene Ontology annotation, cellular component: extracellular region. Gene Ontology annotation, biological process: defense response; chemotaxis; immune response. Gene Ontology annotation, molecular function: chemokine activity. Lineage: Eukaryota; Metazoa; Chordata; Aves; Galliformes; Phasianidae.
UCCCCCCGGCUCCCCACGUCGUCCCUGAGGCUGCAGCCACUGUGAGGAUGCGAGCACUGGCGUGGGGUGGGACAGGAGCUGCUGCGCUCCCAUGGAUGGUGCUGCUGCUGGUGUUGGUGAUGAUGUCAGUGUCCCAAGCAGCCAUCCUGGAAGUAAAUGGAAACCUGAGCUGUAGGUGCGUAAAGACAACUUCAGACUACAUCAGCCCUAAGAGAUACGACAGCAUUGAGUUGAGGCCUGUGGGAAGCACUUGCAGGCGCACGGAAAUCAUCAUUAAACUGAAAUCCUCAGCAAAAGUGUGUGUGAACCCUGAUGCCCCUUGGGUAAAGAAACUGCUGAAGCGCAUUGCCGGCAUGAAGAAAAGAUAAGUUUCCUGCUAAGGAAGUUGGUGUUCGGAAGGGAUGGUGUGUUCUGUCUCGAGACCUCAAGUCAAAUAAAAUUUGGGUUUUUCUUCCCUUGUGUUUUCCCUUGAACUGGA